AUGAGCUGCCUGGGGUGGCUCAAGAAGAGGAAGGGGUCCGGGAGCGGGAGGCGGGGCUCCUCGGCCUCGGCCCCGGCCACCACGAUGACGACCAUGACCAACACCACGACCACGACGACCACCACCGGGUCGGCGGUGAGCACGAGCCGGUCGGACGACUCCGGGGCGGGGCGGCCCACCAGCAAGUCCACGGGCUCCGCCUCCUCGCAGCGGAGCAUCUCCUCGCUCUACGAGGAGCGGGGCCACGGCCAGCUGCGGGCCUUCGAGUACGACGAGCUCCGGGCCGCCACCAACGACUUCGGCCGCGCGCAGAAGCUCGGCGAGGGCGGCUUCGGCGGCGUCUACAAGGGCUUCGUCCGCCCGCUCGACCCCCGGGCCGACCGCAUCGCCGUCGCCGUCAAGCGCCUCAACACGCGCGGCCUCCAGGGACAUAAGCAGUGGUUGGCAGAAGUACAGUUCCUUGGAGUUCUUGAGCACCCAAAUCUUGUAAAGCUUCUCGGGUAUUGUGCCGUUGAUGGUGAAAGGGGAGCCCAAAGAUUGCUGGUCUAUGAGUACAUGCCCAACAAGAGCCUGGAAGAUCACUUGUUCAGCCGAACCCACCCUGCUCUCUCGUGGAACAGAAGGCUUCAGAUUAUCUUGGGUGCCGCUGAAGGAUUGGCUUACCUCCAUGAAGGGCUGGAACUUCAGGUGAUCUACCGGGACUUCAAAGCGUCGAACGUGCUGCUGGACAAGGACUUCCAAGCAAAGCUAUCAGACUUCGGGCUCGCGAGGGAGGGGCCAACAGAAGGGAACACUCACGUCUCAACUGCGGCUGUGGGGACGCACGGGUACGCGGCGCCGGAAUACAUCGAGAAGGGGCACCUGACGGCGAAGAGCGACGUGUGGGGCUUCGGGGUGGUGCUGUACGAGCUCCUGACGGGGCGGCGGUCCCUGGACAGGAACCGGCCGCAGGGGGAGCAGAAGCUGAUCGAGUGGGUGGUCCAGUUCCCGCCGGACAGCCGCAACUUCCGCAUGAUCAUGGACCCCAAGCUCCGCGGCGAGUACUCCUCCAAGGCGGCCCGGGAGAUCGCCAAGCUCGCCCAGAGCUGCCUCCUCAAGAACCCCAAGGAGCGGCCCGCCAUGAGCGAGAUCGUCGAGGUGCUCAGGCGAGCCGUGCAGACCGAGGUGGCCUCUGUGCCAGUGGACAAGGCACCCAUCGCCGGCAACGGGAAGAGGGUCAACGUGGCGCCGCCGUCGAGGAGGUGA
Messenger RNA from Triticum turgidum subsp. durum (durum wheat), 1245 nucleotides. NCBI's taxonomy places the organism in Eukaryota, Viridiplantae, Streptophyta, Magnoliopsida, Poales, Poaceae. The record is from the annotation of a GenBank genome assembly.